AAUUGAAUUGUUGCUUCAUUUAUUUUAGUUCUUUAAAUAUAAACACAGUCUACCAUGGACAUAACACAGGACUUUAAGGCAAGCGUUAUGACAGUGCGGCUGCAACGCAAGACUGAACUGGCAGCGGCCAAGGCCAAAGCUCAGGACAACAAGCAACAGCGUUCAGGCACCGCUUCCGGAAAGUCCACCGAUGGGACAAACGACUUUGCCAAACAGGCGAAGGAUGUAUGCAACAAGAUUACAACGCUUCGGAAUGUACUCAUCGAGAAUCGCACGGCAUAUAUGCGAAUCGGGCAGCAUCUGAAGAGUGCUACUCAGAUGACGGAUGCUGAGCGUGAUUUAAUUGAUCGGGAAUCGGAGAAAUUCGUGACGUACUACACACAGCAUCUGGCCAAGAUGCGCAGCGACUGGAAGAGUGUGAAACGAAAGCCGCAGGAGCGCCAACAUAUCGAAGCGGUGCUUGAUAUGCUGGUCAACUAUUUGCAUAGUAUCGAGCAGAUCUACCUUGAUCAGAAAAAGUAUCGCGUGCAACACGAGCUGGAGACCUAUAGGCUUCUGAAGCUGGCGGCAGACAAGAAGAGAAUACCAGUUCGUCCAGCGGGCAAUAAAAGCGGCAAUCUGGCGAAACGUCAACAGAGCAAUACUAAUGACAGCGCUGACAAUGAUCUGCUGCGUGAUGAGAAAGCGUCAGAAGAAGAGGACAACGAUUGGAGCAACGACGGUUGGGCUGGGUGGGAUGACGAGCAGGAGGAAUCACAAUUGGACAGCAGUUCGAUUUCAGAUAAACAACACAAGCCACGCACACGUAAACGCAGCCGAGCAGCAGAGCCAAAAAGCGCCGACUCUUCGGCCAAAGUUGCAUUGGACGAGGACAUACAGAAGACAGCGCAGCAGCAGGAGAACGAUGAAGAGAAUGCUUUAAGCGCCGAGGACAUGCAGCUGUUCGAGGCAGAAAAUGUACACAUAUACAAUCUGCUCCAAGGCGUCUCCGAGGAGGUCGAACAAAUCGAAAAGAACGUUGUGGACAUAGCCCAGCUACAGGACAUCUUCACAGAGAAGGUUGCCAUGCAGCAGCACAAUAUCGAGCGCAUUGUGAGCGCCGUGGUGGGCACCACGGAGAACGUCAAGGAUGCCAACGAGCAGAUUCGACAGGCGACGCAGCGCAACGCUGGCUUGCGCGUCUGGUCCUUAUUCUUCCUGCUGGUCAUGUCCUUCUCAUUGCUAUUUCUUGACUGGUACUACGAUUAAUAUACAAAUUAUUUGGUGUAAAAAAAAAAAAAAUAGAAAGAAAAUAUGUGAA
Messenger RNA from Drosophila navojoa, 1300 nucleotides. It is a transcript of the gene Syx18, whose product is annotated as syntaxin 18. Gene Ontology annotation, biological process: retrograde vesicle-mediated transport, Golgi to endoplasmic reticulum. The record is from RefSeq and is a predicted model, not a curated record. NCBI's taxonomy places the organism in Eukaryota, Metazoa, Arthropoda, Insecta, Diptera, Drosophilidae. Gene Ontology annotation, cellular component: endoplasmic reticulum; SNARE complex.